ACUACGGCCGGUCGUAGUUUGAGUAUUUGCGUAUUGCGGCGGUUUUGGAAUGGAAGGGCUACUGAAAGAAUGUGCAUUUAGUUAUUAAGUAUAUUAAAUCCAGUAGUCGUCCGAUUGCGAAAAUGUUUGUCGAUCUGAGAAAGAUAAUUUAUCUUUCUUAUCUAAUUCUGUUUCUAUGUCUUAUUUUACACACUACUAUUGGAGAUAAAGUGCAUACUGAGCCCAAAGAAGAAAAUGAAGACAGUGAAAAGGGUGUUUCAGGUUUGCCAGCAGUAUCUGAAUCAAAUGAAAACCAAGGUACUGAGCCCCCAGACAAAAUACAAGAAGAUGUACCUGUAAAGCCAGAAGAGAAUGCAGAAAAAACAGAAAAUAUUCCUGAAGUGCCUGAAGAAGGCAGUGAUGAAAAUAAAGAUGAAAGUGCCAUGGUAUCUGAAAGCAAAUCUGAUACAAAACAGGAAAAUGAGGGACAUUUAAAAGAGAAAGAACAAGAAGAGUCUGAGAGUACAGUUUCUGAAGAAACAGUAGUACCUGAAAGUAGCACUGAACAGCAAGAGACUUUCUCUCCAACAGAAAAGAUAAUGGAAGAAACUACUACCAAAGAAUCGGAAUUCAUAGAACUUGAGAAAGUGAAAUUCCCAAAGGACACAUACGCUGUUUUGAAUAACAAAAAUAGGAUUUGUCUUCUUGCAAAAUUUGAUGCCAGGAUUAGUAUCACGUAUGUCACUGAGCUAGGAGAAGAGCAAGUGGAAGUUACUGUACCUAAAGAUGGAUAUGUAAGAGGAAAAUGUGAAUCUUCAUCAAAAUCGCCUGCAGUUUAUGUGUCAUGGAGAACAUUUGUCUUUGGUCUUGUUUUUGAUAAGACAAAUGGUAGCAUUUGGAUUGUAAAUUCUGUGGAACUAACUUAUAAUACAUCAGAACCAAUAUUUGAUGGAGCUACAAAGGCUCGAAAAUAUACAGCUAAAAGUAAAAGCAUUAGUUUAUUUGAAACUCCUCUUGGAAAGUCAUAUUAUUGCCCUGCAGAAGAAGUAAUUCUUCUCUAUCAUGAAAAUAAGCAUGUGGCUACAGCAAGAAUGAGUGAGAUACACUUGCAGCCUUAUGAUGUCAAAAAAGGAAAAUUUUCACAAAUUCACCGAUGCAGCAAAGUUGUUCUUGAUGGUCCUGAUGAAACAGAAUUUAUUCAAGAUGAAACUAUACCUUUUGCUGUUGGAUGUACCCUGGCUCUGAUAACUCUGUUGAUAUUGGUGGGGUUUUCUGUACACCGAGCCUACCAUGCUGCUAAAGUGGACUACAAUACAAUGGAAUAGGCUGGAGGCAAUAUUAAGAGGAAAUAAUCCAUCUACUUUUAUGAAUUAAUUUGAUUUGAAAGAAGAUAUUAAGACUGAACAUGUCCUUAUAUGUUAUAUCAGUAUGCCUUUUGUAAAUAUUUUAAUUAUUUGUUUAAAAUAUAUGUUUAUAUUUUUCUUAAAAGAAAUAAUUCUGUGAUAUGAUUAAGUAGGAAUGAUGUUUAAUGGAAUUGCAACUUAAAAACUUAAUUUUUUUUUUACAUAUGUUCUUUGUUUGAAUUUGAUGUGGGAAGAAAAGCAUUUAAUUUAUUUUUUGCUAAACAAAAUAAUAUAGUUUAUGACAUUUUAAAAAAUGAGGUUUUAAAGUUUCAACCUUUUGAAUUUUUAUUUUUUUCUGAAUGCUAAUUUUAUAAUGUUUUAUUUGAAUCUUAAUGAACUAUAUUAAUUUAGAUCUGAGUGCUUGAUCUGAGUUUGAUCAAAUGCUGGGAGGAAUAAUUAAAUUCCAUUUUAGUUUCAUUAUGUUGCCAUGCUGGUAUAAUCGCAUAAAAUGAAGAAAUGGAUUUGCAGAUAUGCAGUGAUUGUAUGAUUUUCAAAGCUGUUAUCAUGGGGAUGCUACAUGACUCUUUAUGGUGUAUAUGAGCUUUUAUUAAUUUUUGUUACUAUCAUUUAAUUAUAAGAUACAACCAAGUAAAAUCAGCAAUAUCUAUAAUAUGUGGAAGAGAAACUUGUGUGUAAAAACUUGUGUGACUUCACCUUUUCAUGUUAAUCUUGGCUUCUUUAUCUUUGGUGAUAAGAAAAUCUUCAUGAACUCUCUUUGUACAUCUUUGAAAAUUGCAUAAACUGUUUUUAUUUUGAGAGUAUUUUCUUUUGAAAUAUCUUUUAUGGAAAAGUAGGGUAAUUUGAAGAUGGAGUCUUGUAUAAUUAAUGUUAUUUCUUUGUUAACCACUUAAAUUGACAGUUAGUUAAUUCUAUGUUUAACAGAAUUGAUAGAAGCUUUACUUAUAGUUUGUAAAGGCAUUUCUUUAAAACAGCAGGUAUACUUGAGAAGAUUGAAAAUAUAAAAUAUAAAUAAAACUGAGAUGGGGAUUUCAAUCUUGUUAGUAUGUGUGUAUUCUUUGGUCUUGACUUCUGUGUAUCCAAAUGUUUAAAAUAUGUUAAUGUAAAGGCUUAUUUGCUAGAAUAAAAUAAAUAUUUAAAAGUAUGUUUAAUCAAUAAUAAUUAAUUGAAAUCUAUUUCUCAGUGUAUUUCAACUUGGCAAAUUUCCAUUGACUCAGUUUCAUUCUUUUGGUUUUGAACAAAUUUUUGUGUAUCUAUCUAUCUGUUCAUUAAUAGUUUCAGUUCAAAUUUUUUAAAAUCGGUGCUUGAAUUUUUUUUAAUUUUCAAUUAUAAUUACACAUUUUUACUUACAACUUUUUUUUACUUUAUGCUUAUACUAUUUUUAAAAAUGUCAACAAACGGAUGCAAGUUAUAUUUUCAAAGGAUAAUGAUUUCCUAUUAUAUUGAAUUUUAAUGAACUCCUUACAAAUAUUCAGUGUCUUAAAGUGUUUUUAAUGUUCCUUUAUUGAAAUUUUAUUGCAAAGCACAUAUGGAAUAAUUUAUAUAUAUAUUUAAAUAAAUAAGUAAUGUAUAUGUAGCUGUCAUUUUUUUGCUGUGAUUUGAUAUAUUUUUAUCGUUUAUUUUUGUUAACUUGCAGGUUAUGUUACUGAAAUAAACGUCUCAAAAUUAAAGCAUUUUUUUUAUUAAAUAACUUAAGUUGUCUGUGUAAGAAACAAUCUCACUUGUUUAUGCAUUUCGCAGAUAAAUGUAUCUUAGGAGUCAUUUUCAUUAUAUUCUUAACAUACAGAAAUUGUUUAUUAACUAGAUCACAGGACUGUUGAAAAUCUUGGUUGUUUGAAAGUCUGGGUCUGUGAAAAACAGCAAAAAUAAGGCUAUGUAAGGACUUUUAUGGGUACAUUGUAUACACCUAUACAUGUGUAUGAUGUAAAAUGAUCAAUGGAACGAAUAUAUGUGCGCACAUUUAUACAUAUAUAUAUGUAAGAAAAAACAUGUAAAUCAGAAUUCUAAUUUCAAUUUGCAAUUGCCCCUCAACUCUUUCUUUUAAUUUGGGUAAUUUUCCCUUUCUCCUUUACAUUUACAGUAAAGAUAAUAAUUGCAUAUACAUUAAUUAUUCUGAACUCUUUCAUUUCAAAAUAAAUCGAUGUCACGUGAUUCUUGUACAGUGCUAAUGAUGUAGAUAAGGCUUCGGCUAGUAAUUAUUUUUUGGGAACCAAAAUUUAAAAUUAGCCAAAAGGAGCAAUCUAAACUGAAAUUAAAUUGUUGUGAAUGGGAAUUUCUGUAGCUAGACUACUAUUUCUUUUCUUACUAUAGCAUCUUAAAAAUGUAAAAUGCUUUAGGAGGAGGUGCUGAUUUUGCACCAAGUUAACUGUGUCUGCAUCAAAAAUGUUUUAUCGAAACAGUGCUCAAUCAGCCACAGUUUGCUCAAGUUCUUAAUGAAUCAACUUUCAUCAUGAACAAUUAUAUCACGAUCUGAAUUAUUUCAAAUAUAUAUUUUUUGACAAAUAAAAAUUUGGAUUAGAAA
This is a messenger RNA of Stegodyphus dumicola, 3861 nucleotides long. RefSeq names its product lysosome-associated membrane glycoprotein 5-like. The record is from RefSeq and is a predicted model, not a curated record. Gene Ontology annotation, biological process: establishment of protein localization to organelle. Gene Ontology annotation, cellular component: plasma membrane; late endosome membrane; lysosomal membrane. Lineage: Eukaryota; Metazoa; Arthropoda; Arachnida; Araneae; Eresidae.